Molecule: messenger RNA, 2667 nt
Organism: Cordyceps militaris CM01
Lineage: Eukaryota; Fungi; Ascomycota; Sordariomycetes; Hypocreales; Cordycipitaceae
Product: DNA replication licensing factor mcm3
Exons: 2
Coding region: 1-2667 (888 amino acids)
Biological process (GO): DNA strand elongation involved in DNA replication; mitotic DNA replication initiation; DNA replication
Cellular component (GO): nucleus; MCM complex
Molecular function (GO): ATP hydrolysis activity; single-stranded DNA binding; single-stranded DNA helicase activity
Source: RefSeq, a predicted model, not a curated record
AUGGACCAAUUCAUGCUUCAAGAUGAGGGCGUCAUUGAUCGCAUCCGCCAGGCGGAGGAGUUUUUGGAUCCCAGUGGGCUACCCCUCAUCCGCACCCAACGGCGCAAAUCAGCCACGAACAUCAUUUUGAUGUUGCAGAAGAAUCAACGACGUUUGACUGUAAACCUGGACCACGUUCGCGAUCAUAACGAAAACCUCGCCAAGGGCAUCCUGGAGCAACCGUUCGACUACACUGUGGCCUUCAACCAUGCACUGAAGCAGAUUAUCGUCGCACUUCAACCAUCUCAGGCCCGCCCUGAGCAACAGGCCGCUGAUACCGUAUACUACUGCGCUUGGGCUGGUAGCUUUGGCUUAAACGCUUGUAACCCCCGCACACUCUCUUCUCAUCAUCUGAACCGCAUGGUCUCACUUGAAGGCAUUGUUACACGAUGCUCCCUGAUCCGUCCCAAAGUUAUACGCAGUGUUCACUGGAACGAGAAGCAGCAAAAAUUCCACUUCCGCGAGUACCAGGACCAGACCAUGACGAAUGGUGUCACGACAUCGAGCGUCUACCCGCGCGAAGACGACGAUGGAAACCCUCUGCUCACCGAAUAUGGCUUCUGCACCUAUCGUGAUCACCAAACCAUUUCUAUACAAGAAAUGCCCGAGCGUGCGCCCGCUGGUCAGCUGCCUCGUGGUGUAGACGUCAUCUUGGACGACGACCUCGUGGACAAGGUGAAGCCGGGUGACAGAGUUCAGCUUGUUGGUAUUUUCAGAACCCUUGGUAACCGCAACGCCAACCACAGCAGCGCUUUGUUCAAGGCCGUCAUUCUUGCCAACAACAUUGUUUUGCUCUCUUCCAAGUCUGGCGGCGGCGUUGCGCAGGCCACGAUUACCGAUACCGAUAUCCGAAACAUCAACAAAGUCGCCAAAAAGAAGAACUUGCUCGAGCUUCUGUCACAAUCUCUGGCUCCCAGUAUUUAUGGCCACGACCACAUCAAGAAGGCGAUUCUUCUCAUGCUUCUCGGUGGUAUGGAGAAGAAUCUCGAGAAUGGUACGCAUUUGAGAGGUGACAUCAAUAUCCUCAUGGUCGGUGACCCGUCUACAGCCAAGUCGCAGCUGUUGCGAUUCGUGCUGAACACAGCCCCUCUUGCGAUUGCCACUACUGGUCGUGGUUCAUCCGGUGUCGGUUUGACUGCCGCUGUGACAUCAGACAAGGAGACUGGCGAACGUCGUCUAGAAGCCGGUGCAAUGGUUAUGGCUGACCGAGGUGUCGUUUGUAUUGAUGAAUUUGACAAGAUGUCCGACAAUGAUCGUGUUGCUAUACACGAAGUCAUGGAACAGCAAACUGUCACGAUUGCGAAAGCCGGCAUUCACACCUCUCUGAAUGCCCGAUGCUCGGUUAUCGCUGCUGCCAACCCCAUCUACGGCCAGUAUGAUCCCCACAAGGAUCCUCACAAGAACAUUGCCUUGCCCGACUCUCUUCUCUCUCGUUUUGACUUGUUGUUCGUUGUGACGGACGACAUUGAGGACACUCGUGACCGUCAGAUUUCGGAGCACGUUCUUCGCAUGCAUAGGUAUCGUCAGCCCGGAACGGAAGAAGGAGCUCCUGUUCGAGAACAGGCUUCUCAAUUCCUUGGCGUAUCUGCUGAUACACAAGCGGGAACCCAGCGCCCAACGGAAGUCUAUGAGAAGUUUGACGCCAUGCUACACGCCGGCGUUACACAUACCUCCGGCCGAGGCUCCAACAAGAAGCCAGAGAUUCUUAGCAUUCCGUUUAUGAAGAAGUACAUUCAGUACUCCAAGACUCGCAUGAAGCCUGUCCUGACCCAGGAAGCAUCCGAUCGCAUCGCUGAGAUCUAUGUUGGUCUGCGCAACGAUGAGAUGGAAGGCAACCAACGUCGUACGUCACCUUUGACGGUGCGUACGCUGGAGACGCUUAUUCGUCUUGCCACUGCUCACGCUAAAUCCCGUCUGUCGAAUCGGGUAGAGGAGCGUGACGCUGCCGCCGCCGAGGCCAUCUUGCGCUUUGCUCUUUUCAAAGAAGUCGUUGAAGAGUCGCGAAAGAAGCGCAGAAGGACUGCUACUGUUGAUUUUGCUUCUUCGAGCGAAGAUGAAGAUGGCGAUGAUGAAGACGGGGAUGGGGACGCGGGCGACGGUGCUUUCCGCGGCGCUCGGUCGACACAAGCUACUUCGCGCACAACGCGUUCGCGCGGUACAGCCUCUGGGGUAAAUGGUGCCAACGGUAACGACGGCGAGCCCGACGAAGAAGCCGAGGAGGGUGAAGAGGAAGAGGAAGGGGAAGAAGCAGGUACCUCGGCUACACCACGACGCUCGGGAAGAACCGCGCGCUCGAACGACACCACGUCUCAGUCUCAGACUUCAUUUGGUUCCUCGAUGCCUGCUUCACAAUUACCCAGCCAAUCGCAGGAAGACCAGGAUCUGGCUAGUGGUGCUGCCUCUCUUGCUAUUGAUGUUGUCCCGAUUACUGCUCCUCGCUUGGCCGCGUUCAGAACAGCUCUUGGUCAGCUUCUCAGCACUCCUCUGUUCGAGGAUGAUUCAGCUGGUCUGGAUGCUGUUAUUGGCGCUGUCAACCAAAAGGUUGGAACCCGCACUGGCGGUGCUUUCGGCCGUGAAGAAGCCAUCAAGGCACUCAAGAAGCUCGAGGAAGCCAACCAUAUUAUGUGA